Messenger RNA from Entrophospora sp. SA101, 453 nucleotides. The record is from the annotation of a GenBank genome assembly. NCBI's taxonomy places the organism in Eukaryota, Fungi, Glomeromycota, Glomeromycetes, Entrophosporales, Entrophosporaceae.
AUGACAACCACAUUUUCAGGAAAUGCGAAUGAAUUUAGAGUUGGCAAUCGUUUAAGUAGUGGAGUGGUUAUUGCUCAAAUUGAAAAAGAGAUUAAAGUAGUGUUGGAAGAAAUACCUAAAUAUGAUGAUAUAGAUGUCAUUGAAAUAGAUUUGCCACCCAUUAAUGACAAAAAACGUGAGAAAAUUCUUGAAACUAAUCAUAAUAUUUUCCAAGCUGAAAGGAUCAAUGAUAGACUGUUCAUCAAAUUUGAUGUUAAUGGUAAUGAAUUUCGACCAGAUGUGGGGGGAUGGAAUCAAUGGUCAACUCGUCAGCACCUGUCAUUAAUGUGGCAUUCAAUAGGACUAAGGAUCAUGUCAAUGUCAUUAAACAAGAUUGAAUAUGUUCAGCCAUAUUGUCCAAACACUGAAACAGAUCAUCCUUCAAGAGCACCAUAUAUUGGUCAUUGGCUGUAG